Molecule: messenger RNA, 2679 nt
Organism: Callorhinchus milii (elephant shark)
Lineage: Eukaryota; Metazoa; Chordata; Chondrichthyes; Chimaeriformes; Callorhinchidae
Gene: tgm2l
Product: transglutaminase 2, like
Biological process (GO): peptide cross-linking
Molecular function (GO): protein-glutamine gamma-glutamyltransferase activity
Source: RefSeq, a predicted model, not a curated record
UUGCACUAACAGGCUGACUUCAAAUAGCUGACUGCCCCCCCCUCUCUCUCUCGGCUCUAUGUUAUCCUGACAACCUUGGCUCUCGGAGCUGAACAUUUCUAGUGAGCGGGAUUGCACAAGUUUUUUCUCAGAAUUCUGGCAUUGGUCAAGAAAGUGACCUAACUAUAGACUCCUUUGUCCCCACGUGGAACCUGAUGGCUAUUUAGUUCGGAAAUCUGACAUUAGAAAGUGUAUAAAUAACUGGACCAUUUAAACCAACGUAAAGAGCAGAGUACAGAGAGAGAGAGAGAGAGAGUAACUUUUCAGAUCGCAGUGCAGAAGUGAAAACAACUUUAAAGGAGGACUUCAAACAUGACAGCUAACGCUGCUGAGCUGUUGCUGGGGGCCGUGGACUUGCUGUGCGUGUCCAACAACACCAACCAUCGCACAGUUGAAAUCGACACUCAGCGGCUGUUGCUGCGAAGAGGACAGAGUUUCCACCUGGCUGUGGACUUCAAAGCCAGAGGUUUCCAAAAGGGUGAAGACCAGUUGUCAGUCAUUCUGGAGACAGGGCCCGAGCCCACAGUGGCUAACGGAACUCGGAUUGAAAUGGCUUCUGGAGUGAAUUCAGGCAACUGGAGCUUCAGUCUGCAGUCUGUCCCUGGCCAACUCAAUCUCACCAUCCACAGCUCAGCCAAUGCAGUGAUAGGAUACUACAAGAUGUAUCUGCUGCUCUCCUCGAAGGAGGGGCGACCCAUUCAGCGGAUCGUUGCAGGACAUUUCUACCUUCUCUUCAACCCCUGGUGUAAAGAGGAUGCUGUCUAUCUGGGUGAUCAGGAUCUGCUCCAGGAGUACGUGAUGAAUGAAAAUGGGAUGCUCUACCAAGGAUCGGUCGCUGAUAUUUACUCCUUGCCCUGGACCUUUGGACAAUUUGAGAAAGACGUCGUGGAUAUUUGCUUUAAAAUCCUGGACAACAGUCCGUCUGCUCUGAAAAGUCUGUCACAUGAUGUAGCGAAGAGGAACGAUCCUGUUUACAUAUGCAGAACAGUGUCAGCAAUGGUGAAUUCAAACGACGACAAUGGGGUGCUCUCGGGAAGAUGGGACGGGAAUUACUCUGGUGGAACCCCCCCCACUAAGUGGACAGGGAGUCACUCCAUCCUACGCAUGUGGAGCAGCUCUGGUACUCAGGCGGUUAGAUACGGCCAGUGCUGGGUGUUUGCUGCCGUCACCUGUACGGUGUUGAGAUGUUUGGGGAUACCCACUCGCUGUAUCACAAACUUUUGCUCGGCCCAUGACACUGACGGCAAUCUCCAAGUGGACCGGUACUACAGCGAAGAAACCUUGCAACCAUUGCCUUCGGAAAAGAAAGAUUCAAUAUGGAAUUAUCAUUGCUGGGUGGAAUCAUGGAUGGCUCGCCGUGACCUCAGCUCUGGCUAUGAUGGAUGGCAAGUCUUGGAUCCUACUCCGCAAGAGAAGAGCGGUGGUGUAUACUGCUGUGGCCCUUGCCCAGUCAGGGCAAUAAGAGAAGGCGACGUUGAUGUGAAGUAUGACGCUCCGUUCAUCUUUGCCGAGGUGAAUGCUGAUGUGGUUUCCUGGCUUGUGAACCGAAAUGGCUCGAAGAGCGAGGUGCAAGUCGAGCAAAACAAAGUGGGGAAGCGUAUCAGUACAAAGAGUGUCUACGAUGACCGUAGAGAGGACAUCACAAACGAGUAUAAAUACCCGGAGGGUUCUGUCAACGAAAGGAAAGUGUACACUAAAGCAGGAAUGAAGCUCAGUUCCAUCUCCUCAAACAAGGAAGUCAAGAUUACCAUUAAGUACGCUCAGCCCGUCCUGGGGUCUGACUUCGAUGUCUAUGUCAGCGUUUGUAAUCUUGGCUUUACGGACCGCGAUAUCAACUUGUACAUCUCUGCCCACACCGUGACCUACAACGGAGUCAUCUUAAGGGAAUUCAUCAAGAAGACAAAGAACUUUGAGUUGAAGGCUUUCGCAGUACAAAAAGAAGUCCUGAGGCUUCAAUACAACGACUACGGUGAACAUCUCUCCGAGCACAACGUGAUGCGACUGAUUGCCGCAGCCACGUCAAACAACAGGUCCGAAGUGACUCUGAAGAAAAGCGACAUUGCCCUGACCCUGCCCCAGCUUGCUGUGAAGGUGAUUGGUAAUCCAAUCCUGAACCGGGAACUGCUUGCCCAAAUCAAGUUCUCAAACCCCCUCCCCAUCACGUUAACCAAGGGGCUCUUCACUCUGGAAGGGACUGGGCUCACCGAUCUGCAAGAGGUUCAAUCUCCAAGUGAAGUCCUUCCGGGACAAGAGGUGAUGGUCACAGUACCCUUCACACCGACCAAGGCAGGUAUACGGAAACUGAUGGUGGAUUUCGACAGCAACAAACUGCAUGAUGUUAAGGGUUCCGCCAUCAUUAUCGUCAGACCGGCUUAAUGCAGCGUUCACCGUGGAGACUGUUGUCUAGUGAUUGUUAUUCAGUAAUUUAAUGGCUGUGAUAUUUGAUCCAAACCCAUUAUUGAUAUUUACUGUACUACUGCACAACUACCGCUAUUCUAGGGUGACAUUGCUGUCAAACUCAAUAAUAAUGAUAAUAAUAAUAAUAUACUGAUGAUAUUCCCUGCAUUUAGUACAGCGUCUAUCACACCAGGAGUACGUCUCAAAGUGCUUCACAGGAUAUUCUGUAAAAUGGUGACUGAG